Molecule: messenger RNA, 3040 nt
Organism: Bombina bombina (fire-bellied toad)
Lineage: Eukaryota; Metazoa; Chordata; Amphibia; Anura; Bombinatoridae
Gene: ERCC4
Product: ERCC excision repair 4, endonuclease catalytic subunit
Exons: 11
Coding region: 4-2685 (893 amino acids)
Biological process (GO): double-strand break repair via homologous recombination; nucleotide-excision repair involved in interstrand cross-link repair; resolution of meiotic recombination intermediates
Cellular component (GO): nucleotide-excision repair factor 1 complex
Molecular function (GO): damaged DNA binding; single-stranded DNA endonuclease activity; single-stranded DNA binding
Source: RefSeq, a predicted model, not a curated record
GUGAUGGCACCGCUCCUGGAGCAUGAAAGCCAGCUUUUCCUGGAGCUAUUUCAUGAAGACGGUCUGGUGAUCACAGCGCGGGGACUGGGUAUCGAUAGGAUACUGCAGCACUUCCUGCGGCUUCACUGCGACCCCGGGAGCCUGGUGCUGGUGCUUAAUACACACACUGCUGAGGAGGAAUAUCUCAUCGAACAGCUUCGGUCGGAAGGAGUUACCCACCUGCCCCGCAUUAUCACCAAUGAGAUUGCGAGCAGUGAACGCCACAAUGUAUACACACAAGGCGGUGUGUUAUUUGUCACUAGUCGAAUCCUUGUGGUUGACUUCCUCACUGAUCGGAUUCCUGCAAACCUAAUAACUGGUAUCUUGGUGUACAAAGCUCACAAGAUCAUAGAGUCGUGCCAGGAAGCUUUCAUACUGCGCCUGUACCGGCAGAAGAACAAGCACGGUUUCAUUAAGGCCUUCACCGACAAUCCAGUCGCCUUUCACGCCGGCUUCUGCCAAGUGGAGAGAGUGAUGAGGAACCUCUUCGUUCGAAAGUUGUAUCUGUGGCCAAGGUUCCAUGUUUCAGUAAAUUCAUUCCUUGAGAAGCACAAGCCUGAGGUGGUGGAGUUGCACGUGUCCAUGACACCGGCCAUGCUGGCUAUCCAGGCCUCUAUUCUGGACAUCAUGAACGCCUGUCUGAGAGAACUUAAGCGAUACAACCCAGCGCUUGAGGUGGAAGAUUUGUCUUUAGAAAAUGCCAUUGGUAAAGCCUUUGAUAAGACUAUACGCCAUUACCUGGAUCCCCUCUGGCACCAACUAGGGGCUAAGACUAAAUCCUUGGUUCAGGACUUGAAGAUCCUGCGCACACUCUUGCAGUAUCUGUCGCAAUACGACUGUGUGACUUUUCUAAACCUGCUGGAAUCAUUGCGGGCAAGUGAGAAGGCGUUUGGUCAAAACUCCGGUUGGCUAUUUCUUGACUCUAGCACAUCAAUGUUUGUUCAUGCUCGAGCCAGAGUUUACCAACUUCCUGACUCCAAGGGAAUCAAGAAAACCAAAACCUCUGAGCCCAGCGAUAAGCAAGAAGGGAAAAGAGAAUUGGUUCUUGAGAGUAAUCCUAAAUGGGAAGCUCUGAGCGAAGUCCUGAAGGAGAUUGAAACAGAAAAUAAGAACAGUGAAGAUCUGGGAGGUCCAGGCCGUGUGCUGAUAUGUGCUAGCGAUGAUCGGACCUGUGCGCAGCUGAGGGAGUACAUCGCUGUAGGAGCAGAGGCUCUUUUAAUGCGACUUUACAACAAAACCUUUGGGAAAGAUGAAAAAGCAGCGGAAGUUUGGAUAAAAACCAGAAAGGCUGUCAAGUCCAAAGAGAAGGCAUCUCGGGCAAAGAAAGCAAAAGACGGCCCUGCUAAACAAAAGAAAAACAGUAAAAAAACGGAAUUAACGUUAACUCAAAUGAUAGGGAAAGCAGAGGAUGAUGACACGGGGAAAGAGGGGGAAGACCCCUACCAAGAGGAGAGCAUAACUCAGGAGAGCAGCCUUGAGGAACCUAAAUUUGAGGACCUGCAGUUAAAUUUGUCUUCAGACAAUUAUUAUGGCAUAUUAAAGGAGCCCCUUACAGUUAUUCACCCACUUCAAGGUUGCAGUGACCCCUACAGCCUCACAAGGGUACUGCAUGAAGUGGAGCCACGCUACCUAGUGCUGUAUGAUGCGGAGCUUAGCUUUGUUCGCCAGCUUGAGAUCUACAGAGCGUGUAAACAGAAAGCAUUAAGGGUUUAUUUCCUGAUCUACGGAGGCUCCACAGAGGAACAACGUUAUCUCACAGCCUUGAGGAAAGAGAAAGAGGCAUUUGAAAAACUGAUUCGGGAGAAGGCUAGUAUGGUCAUCCCUGAGGAACGAGAAGGGAGAGAUGACACCAAUCUGGAUCUUCAGAGAGAUGUAACCCGGGCAUCAGCCGAUACCGACACUCGCAAAGCUGGAGGGCAGCGGCAGACUAGCGUGCAGCAGACCAUCAUAGUUGACAUGCGCGAGUUUCGUAGUGAGCUCCCAUCUCUCAUUCAUCGCCGGGGAAUUGACAUUGAACCUGUUACUCUGGAGGUGGGAGAUUACAUCUUGACCCCGGAUAUUUGUGUAGAGAGGAAGAGUAUAAGCGACUUGAUUGGCUCCCUAAACAACGGGCGCCUUUACACACAGUGUGUUUCUAUGUCCCGCUAUUAUAAGAGGCCUAUUCUUCUGAUUGAAUUUGAUCCCAACAAACCAUUCUCCCUCACGUCACGCAACUCUAUUCACCAAGAGAUUUCAGUCAAUGACAUCACUUCAAAAAUAACCCUCCUAACACUUCAUUUCCCAAGACUUCGUCUCUUGUGGUGCCCAUCCCCGUAUGCUACUGCUGAACUGUUUGAGGAAUUGAAGCAGAACCGUCCGCAACCUGACGCUGCAACAGCGAUGGCUGUCACUGCGGAUUCAGAGACCAUUCCGGAAUCUGAGAAGUAUAAUCCGGGUCCUCAAGAUUUCCUUCUAAAAAUGCCAGGAGUAAAUGCCAAGAAUUGUAGAGCAAUUAUGAAUCAUGUCAAGAGCAUUGCAGAGCUGACUACUCUAUCUCAAGAGAGACUCACUGAAAUCCUUGGAAAUUCCAAUAAUGCUAAACAACUGUACGAUUUUAUACACACGUCAUACACUGAAGCUAUGUCUCUUGGGAAAGCAAAGAGGUGAUAGAAGCUGGAUAGACUUUUUAAAAUGAAAUUAAUUUAAAUAAAUUUGGUCAUUUGCAUAAAACAUUUUUGUUAUUUAUAUAUAUAUAUUUUAAAGGCACAAUUGUAUAAAAAAUGAAAAUAUAUUGCAGCAUUGUUUCAUUACACAGAACUAAACAUUUUAUAUAAAAAUCGCAAGGUGUGUAAUGUUUCUUUAAUACUCAUAUACCUUGUGAUCCCAAUGUCUCUUAAGUUUGUAAAUAUUUUCAUAUGUAUCUGCUGUAACAAAAAUUUGUAUGAAUUCUUAUAAAUAUCCUUUAAAAUAUAACUUUUAUUAUUGUUCGGUUGAAAGAAAAAUAUAGUAUUUGAAAAGUAAA